Molecule: messenger RNA, 2829 nt
Organism: Truncatella angustata
Lineage: Eukaryota; Fungi; Ascomycota; Sordariomycetes; Amphisphaeriales; Sporocadaceae
Product: glycoside hydrolase superfamily
Exons: 3
Coding region: 106-2718 (870 amino acids)
Biological process (GO): glucan catabolic process
Molecular function (GO): beta-glucosidase activity
Source: RefSeq, a predicted model, not a curated record
CCCGAGUUUGGGCUUAACAUGUGCAUUGCCCAGUCUUGCAAAGAACUUCCACUGAAAACGGACAGUGCUUCCAAAGCCCGUAGCCGUUGACCAACAGCUUUCAACAUGCGUUUCCCGGCCUUGGUUGUCCUUGCGGCGACUUGCAGCUCGGCGUUGAGUCUGCAUCCUCUUGAGCGCCGCGAUGACCUCGCUACGUCUCCUCCUGUUUAUCCUUCGCCGUGGAUGAACCCGCAGGCCGUUGGUUGGGAGGAAGCGUAUAAAAAGGCCAGGGAUUUUGUCUCUCAACUUACACUAACAGAGAAGGUCAACUUGACCACUGGUGUCGGUUGGCAGGGUGAGCAAUGCGUAGGGCAAGUCGGGUCCAUUCCUCGACUCGGUUUCCGCAGCCUUUGCAUGCAAGACUCACCUCUUGGUGUACGAUUCGGCGAUUACGCUUCAGCGUUCCCAUCUGGUCAAACAGUGGCAGCCUCCUUCGAUAGAGACCUGUUCUACCGAAGAGGUCAUGCAAUUGGCGCAGAGCACAAAGGCAAGGGAGUUACGGUAGUUCUUGGACCGGUCGCUGGACCAAUUGGCCGUACACCAGAGGGUGGCAGGAACUGGGAAGGAUUCUCCCCUGACCCCUGGUUGACCGGUAUUGCUAUUGCCGAGACCACGAAGGGUAUCCAAGAUGCUGGUGUUAUUGCUUGCGCAAAGCACUACAUCGCGAACGAGCAGGAACACUUUAGGCAGGUUGGCGAAAGCGUUGGCAGAGGUUACAACAUCACCGAGACCCUCUCGUCUAACAUUGACGAUAAGACUAUGCAUGAGCUCUACCUCUGGCCUUUCGUCGAUGUUGUGAAGGCUGGCGUGGGCUCCAUCAUGUGCAGCUACAACGAGGUCAACAACUCUUACGCGUGUCAGAACUCAAAGAUGCUCAACGGCUUGCUGAAAGGCGAGCUUGGUUUCCAGGGCUUUGUGAUGAGUGAUUGGCAGGCUCAGCACACUGGAGUUGCAAGCGCUGUUGCUGGUUUGGAUAUGACUAUGCCUGGUGAUACAGAAUUUAACACCGGUCUUAGCUACUGGGGCACCAACCUGACAUUGGCUGUCAUCAACGGAACUGUCCCAGAAUAUCGUAUCGACGAUAUGGCAAUGAGAAUUAUGGCUGCAUUCUUCAAAGUUGGCCUCGAGCUUGAGCAGCCACCGAUCAACUUUGACAGCUGGACGACCGACACUUAUGGACCCCUUCAUUAUGCAGCUAAGGAAAACUACCAGCAGAUCAACUGGCACGUCGACGUCCAGGAUGGCCAUGGUGCACUUAUUCGUGAAGUUGCUGCAAAAUCGACAGUUUUACUUAAAAACAAUGGCGCACUCCCUUUAAAUAAACCUAAAUUUCUUGCUGUUGUUGGCGAAGAUGCUGGACCAAGUUCUUGGGGACCCAAUGGUUGCUCCGAUCGGGGUUGUAACCAGGGAACUCUUGCGAUGGGUUGGGGCUCCGGUACCGCUAAUUUCCCCUAUCUCAUCACCCCGAUCGAUGCGCUCAACAUUCAAGCAGCGGAUGAUGGCACUCGCAUCGAAGCUGUCCUCAACAACUCGGCCACUGACAAAAUCAAGAGCCUCGUAUCUCAAGCAUAUGCGACCACUCUCGUCUUCGUAAAUGCUGACUCAGGUGAAGGCUAUAUCGCUGUUGAUGGAAACGAAGGUGACCGUAAGAACUUGACACUUUGGGGGAAUGGUGAUGAAAUCAUCAAGAAUGUGUCUGCCGUAUGCAACAACACCAUUGUCGUCAUUCAUUCUGUUGGCCCUACCCUGGUCACCGACUGGUAUGACUCGCCAAACAUAACCGCAAUCAUCUGGGCUGGGUUACCAGGGCAGGAGAGCGGUCGGUCUCUUGUCGAUGUGCUUUAUGGCAGGGUCAACCCAGCUGCCAGGACUCCAUUCACCUGGGGUGCCACGCGGGAGGAUUAUGGUGCUGAUGUGCUAUACGAGCCCAAUAACGGAAACGGUGCACCUCAGCAAGACUUUACAGAGGGCGUUUUCAUUGACUACCGCUCCUUCGACAAGAGGAAUGCUACUCCCGUCUUUGAGUUUGGCUUUGGAUUGUCAUACACUACAUUCGAAUACGCAAACCUCAACGUUGCCAAGAAAUACCCUACCGAAUAUAUUGCAACUACAGGUGAGACUGCUGAAGCACCUGAGUUCGGAAACUUCUCGACAGACUUGGACGACUAUCUUUUCCCUGGAGACGAGUUCCCUUACAUCUGGCAGUACCUGUACCCCUAUGUGAACACAUCUUCAUCAGCGGAGGAAGCCUCACAAGAUCCGCACUACGGCCAGACUGCAGAAGAAUUCCUGCCGCCGAACGCUAUUGACAAUGAGCCACAACCUCUCCAUCCUGCUGGUCCCGCGCUUGACGCCGAGUCGGGAGGUAACGCCCAGCUUUGGGAAGAGCUCUAUACUAUCACCGCUGAGAUCACAAACACCGGCGACGUCGUCGGUGAUGAAGUUCCCCAACUUUACGUAUCCCUUGGCGGCCCCGACGAUCCACCCGUCGUUCUACGUGGCUUCGAUCGCAUCUGCAUCGAGCCGGGCCAGACAGUCCAAUUCAACGCCACAUUGGUGCGCCGCGAUGUCAGCAACUGGGACACCGCAAGUCAGAACUGGGUCAUUUCUGAGUACCCCAAGACUGUCUAUGUUGGUCCUAGCAGCCGAAAGUUGGAGUUGUCUGCUUCCUUGGACUAGAUACAUCGGGACUGGCCUGGGUAAGAGAAGAAGGAGGUGAUUACCUGGAUACAUGCACAAACUUUAGUUGUAUAUACUUAAUCUUUAGUCAUAAUGUUAACUGUAACGCGA